AUGCUCGCCCUUCCAUCCUAUUUCAUAUCGAAAACUUACGAGUAUCGACCAUUCGCGCACCGCACUGAGAGUGACGUGAAGUGGGAUAUCGAUGGUAGGCAGCACAGUCCGGAACAAGCUGAACUCAGUCUCGACCGACUAAGACGUGAAAAGGAGUUGCUGGAAACGAAGAUGUCGCAGCUGCGCCGUGAGCGUGAGCUGGAGGAGAAUCGCUACAAAGAUAUUCAUGAAGCUAUCAGACUUGUCGGAGAAACAGCCUCGCAAGUGCCAUCUGUCACCGAUGAACGAUUGCUGAAGUCGGCGGUGGUGAACGAAGAGUUGCUGCAACACAAAAUUGAAAAAGAUUUCCAGAAUUACGUGGCCAAUUUGAAGAAAACCGAAGACGCGGAAUUAAGCAAAGUACGCACCCUACUUUUUAUCAGUUCAUCAAAAAGAUAA
Molecule: messenger RNA, 438 nt
Organism: Gongylonema pulchrum
Lineage: Eukaryota; Metazoa; Nematoda; Chromadorea; Rhabditida; Gongylonematidae
Source: the annotation of a GenBank genome assembly